Aureobasidium pullulans EXF-150 is the source of this 933-nucleotide messenger RNA. RefSeq names its product vacuolar membrane PQ loop repeat protein. Bases 1 to 933 code for a protein of 310 amino acids. The record is from RefSeq and is a predicted model, not a curated record. Gene Ontology annotation, biological process: basic amino acid transmembrane export from vacuole. Gene Ontology annotation, cellular component: fungal-type vacuole membrane. NCBI's taxonomy places the organism in Eukaryota, Fungi, Ascomycota, Dothideomycetes, Dothideales, Saccotheciaceae. The transcript has 4 exons.
AUGUUCGAACAUGUGCCUCUGACGGUGCAUGAGGCCUUUUCUGGUAUCGCCGGGAGCAUCUCCCUGGCCUGCUGGAUCUUCCUGCUGGUGCCUCAAUUGAUCGAAAACUACCGCCAGUCGUCGGCAGACGGUAUCUCUAUCACUUUCCUGCUAGUAUGGAUGGCUGGCGACAUCACCAACCUCGCCGGUGCCCUCUGGGCUGAUCUCGUGCCCACCGUUAUCGCCCUCGCUAUCUACUUCUGCUUCGCCGACGCCGUCCUGCUGUCGCAAUGCUUCUAUUAUAACACCCUCAAUGCCCGUCGCGAACGUAAGCGCUCUAUCGCUGCUGCCGAGAACGCCGUAACCGACGAGAACGCUCCUCUUCUUGCCGAGCAAGAGAACCUUGGACUGCCUGGUAGCAGAAGACGCAGUAGUGCUGCCAGUCGCAGACGUACCAGAAGCAGUGCUGAGCGCAGCAACAGCCUCACCAACAUUCUCGAAGAGGGACAAGGCUCUACCGCCUGGUUGAAGAACACUCUCAGUGUCGCCAUCAUCCUUAUCGCAGGAGCCGCCGGGUGGGCCAUCGCUUGGAGAGCUGGCGCAUGGAAACCGACUCCCGUAGAUGUUUCCGACGGUGGCAGACACAUGCCCGUCGGUGCCGAGGUGCUUGGUUAUGCCAGUGCUGUGUGUUACUUAGGUGCCCGCAUCCCUCAGAUCAUCAAGAACCACCGCGAGAGAUCAUGCGAAGGAUUGUCUCUAUUGUUCUUUUUGCUUUCGCUCAUGGGCAAUCUUACCUACGGCGCCGGAUUCCAGAUCCUUCUCCACUCCGUCGAGAAGCAGUACUUCCUCAAGAACCUUCCCUGGCUCAUUGGAUCCCUCGGAACGAUCUUCGAAGACGCCGUCAUCUUCAUGCAGUUCCACAUGUAUGGCGAGAAGACAUCAGCUAUCGAGUAA